Molecule: messenger RNA, 465 nt
Organism: Botrytis byssoidea
Lineage: Eukaryota; Fungi; Ascomycota; Leotiomycetes; Helotiales; Sclerotiniaceae
Exons: 3
Coding region: 1-465 (154 amino acids)
Cellular component (GO): membrane
Source: RefSeq, a predicted model, not a curated record
AUGGCUUUCGCAUUCACCCUCCCUCUUCGCAUCGUACAGGCGGUCUUCUCGAUCAUCGUCCUCGGUUUGAUGGCCUAUGCUGCCGACGCAUGGUCCUACUGGUGGUCACCCGAUUCUGUCAACUUCCUCGUCUUUACAGCCGUUUGGACUAUCCUCGCUCUCAUCUACCUUAUCAUCGCACCCACUCAUUUCCCAACUGCAGCACAUAAAUAUGGAAUCCUAUUUGCCGAGGCUGUUACCAUGAUCUUUUGGUUUGCAGGCUUUAUCGCCUUGGCUGUUAUGCUUAAUAAUGUCAACUGUGGACAUUCCAACUGGAGCGUAUGUGAAGCUAGCAUUGCUGGAGAUGUCUUUGCUGCUUUCUUAUGGUUGUUGUUCCUUGCUACUACCAUCAUGGCCGCUUUACACGUUUCCCGCAGCAGUCGAUCCAGCGAUCGUCAUGAUCCUGCUAUGGAAGUCGCUGUCUAA